Messenger RNA from Linderina pennispora, 1349 nucleotides. RefSeq lists its product as uncharacterized. The coding region runs from base 246 to 1016 and encodes 256 amino acids. The transcript has a single exon. The record is from RefSeq and is a predicted model, not a curated record. NCBI's taxonomy places the organism in Eukaryota, Fungi, Kickxellomycota, Kickxellomycetes, Kickxellales, Kickxellaceae.
CCGGACCACACGUCUGCUAACACCUCUUUCCCCUGUGUGCUAGGUUGGCGUACAAGCUCGAGCUGAGCCACAUCGAAGUCCGUGCAUCGCAGCGCCGCGCGCGGUCGUUGAUCGUAGCCGAGAACUGCCGCCGCGUCUGGUGGUCGCUGUUCUAUGCCGACCGCUAUUUCUCGCUGGUCUCUGGCGAUCCGGGGAUCUGUCCUGUGAUCAACGAAUCAACAUACCGCGUCGGCUUCCCGCGGGUAAUGCGCGAAGCAACGCCGCCGCCAAAUGCCCCCGCGCCCCUGGACGUGGGCUUCCCGCGGUACAUGGACCACGACGUGAUCCUGUGGUUCCAGUCCGCAAUCCCGCUAUCGCUGAUCAUGGGCCAUGUGGCCCACCAGUGCCGUGCUGCCGAGCAGCUCUUCCGCAACGGCUACGCCGAGCGGCCCGAGCGCGAGCUGUGGGAGGACCCGGCGUGGGUCGAUGCGCUGUCCGAGUUCGUCAAGAACUUUUUAGUAAUUGACGCAGAGAUCACGCAGUGGCGCCAGCAGCUGAAUGCUGCCAGCGGUAUGGGUGCGCCGGUCGACGCGAAUUCCCACAGCACUCGCGAUGUGACGCUGUUCCACCGCGAGCUGCAGUUCCACGGCCUGGUGAUCAUCCACCAGUGUCUGGCCCUGUACUCGUACGAGAAGCUGCGCCUGCGCCUGACUGCGCUCUCGUCGGCCUGCACGCCCCUGCUGUGGCUUGAGAGCACUGCCACGCAGGCCUGGAAGAAGGUCGUGCGCUCGGCUGACACCAUCCGAGCCCGCGCUGCUGCCCGUGCUGCUGAGCUCGCCACCGCCCGCGCGUCGGCCUCGGGAACUAUGCCGAUGGCGCGGCUCCCGAGCCCGAGUGGGAGCUGUGCGCUCCCCACAUGCCCUUCCUGCUGUACCUGGCUGCCAAGGUCCAUGUCUGCCAGUACCACUGGCAGAAGAUUGCCCUGGCCCGCACCCGCGCCGAGUCACGUCGACCGCCACCGAACACCGAGCACCUGACGCCCGCCUUCGUCCAGCCCUUCAGCCAGCCCCCCAGCGUCGUCGCCACCCCCACCCCUGCCCAGGACUCCUGGGGAAUCCCCGCCGCCCUCGCUCCCGCCGAUCCCCCUGCAUCGCCCGCCCCCGGCCCCCACACUCCGGUCAUGACCACCAUGGGCGCUGCCGCUCUGGCUGCCGCCCAGGCUGCCGCCAGCAAGCACACGACGCCGCUGCCGAGCCGCGGCAGCUCAACCACCCACCUGAACAUGAUGAACGGCUCGCACACAGACGAACCGCUGCACAAGAGUGUGUCCAGCGAGAGCCACCACAGCAACCCGAUGCGCGACGAGCACA